Alternaria postmessia is the source of this 390-nucleotide messenger RNA. RefSeq lists its product as uncharacterized. The transcript is spliced from 2 exons. The record is from RefSeq and is a predicted model, not a curated record. Lineage: Eukaryota; Fungi; Ascomycota; Dothideomycetes; Pleosporales; Pleosporaceae. Gene Ontology annotation, biological process: mitochondrial respiratory chain complex IV assembly. Gene Ontology annotation, cellular component: mitochondrion. Bases 1 to 390 code for a protein of 129 amino acids.
AUGCCGCAAUCAUGUAAAGACAUCCGCGCUGCGCUGGCAUUCUGCCUCCAAAAUAGCGACUGCAUAAUGGUCGACCGGCACACGCCAGGCGAAUGUCUGCGUCCACCCCUCAAAUACACGCUCCCCACCCAGUGCCAGCAGCUGCAGAAGGGGUACGCCGAAUGUAAAAAAGGCAUGAUUGACAUGCGCAAGCGGUUCCGCGGCAACCGACCCAUCGCCGUCCAGGGACAACUCGAGACAGGCGCAUUUGGCCAGGGACGAGCCGAGGCAGACGAGAAGACGGGCACCAUUGAGGAGAAGGGGUACAUGCUCUACGCCGGCCGCCCGUAUAAAGAUGUCAAGGAGACCAAGGGCGAUGAGGAUCCAGACAACAAGGGUCUGGAGCGGUAG